CAGAAGAAUAGAGUCACUCUACUUUUAAUGAGGAAACAAAAGACGUUACGAGACUCAAGUUGAAACACGUAUUACCAUAACUUGACAUCUCCCUAUCAUAAAGACAAAAGCUUCACUUUCCUUAGCCUUAGCCUUGGCCCUUAUUCCUAUUUCUAUAUAUUCAUUGUCACACAACACACAAACCCCAUUUGUCUCAUAAUCUCUCAGUAAAAAAAAAACAUGGCUUUUCCAAUAACCAAAAGCCUUUGUUUCUUCUCAUUCCUCCUCGCUUUCUCUACCGUCUCCGACGCACGGAGGUAUGGAGUCGGAGGUAGCGGCGCGUGGGUUCCAAAUCCCCCGGAAGAUUAUGGAUCUUGGGCUGGAAAAAGCCGUUUCCUAGUACACGACACACUCUAUUUUACAUACGCCAAGGGAGCUGACUCGGUUUUAGAGGUCAACAAGGCUGACUACGACGGAUGUAACACCAAGAACCCGAUCAAGAAAGCUGACGACGGAAACUCUGAGAUGUCUCUUGAUCGAUCUGGUCCGUUUUACUUCAUCAGCGGUAAUAAAGAUAACUGUAAGAAGGGCCAAAAGGUUACUAUCGUUGUCAUAUCCGUUCGAACUUCGACUCCGCCAGGUUCUUCAAUGCCACCUAAGUCUUCUUCUCCUGUUUCUCCAAUGACUUCUCCACCAGCACCUACGCCACCUAAAUCCUCUUCCCCUGUCUCUCCCUCCUCUGCUCCGGUGACUUCUCCGCCGGCACCUACGCCGCCUAAAUCAGCUUCCCCUGGUUCACCGUCCUCUGCUCCGGCGACUUCUCCGCCGGGAUCCUCCUCUCCUGUUUCUCCGUCGUCUGCUCCGGUGACUUCUCCGCCGGGAUCAAUGUCUCCGAUGACUUCGCCGCCGGGAUCAAUGUCUCCGAUGACUUCUCCUCCAUCACCUCCGUCCUCUUCUCCGGGUUCUUCACCGUCGGGAUCAAUGGCACCAAAAUCUUCUUCCGCCGGCUCUCCAUCUCUAGCUCCGGGAGGAUCUCCUUCCUCCAUUUCUUCUCCGCCGUCCGGGAUGGGUCCCACCGGAGAUGCUCCGUCAGGUUCGGCGAUGGGGCCUUCCGGAGAUGGUCCGUCAAGCUCCGGUGAUAUCAAUGCGCCGGCGGGAGCUCCAGACGAGAAAAAAUCAUCUGCGAAUGGUAUGACAGUUAUGUCGGUUAGGGAUAAAGGUGUUUGUGUUUUAGCUCCGGUAGGUAACUACCGACGUUUAUGCAGUUAG
Eruca vesicaria subsp. sativa (arugula) is the source of this 1248-nucleotide messenger RNA. NCBI's taxonomy places the organism in Eukaryota, Viridiplantae, Streptophyta, Magnoliopsida, Brassicales, Brassicaceae. The record is from the annotation of a GenBank genome assembly.